AAAACAGCGAUAACAGCCGGAAAAUCAUAUCUAACCCCAGAGACAGCUCAAAUUAAUUUCCCCUCAAUGAAGCAAAUUACGUUGAUGUCCGCCUGCUUUGUCAUGUAACGCUAACCUAACGCUGCUUUACAUGUAAACGUGCAUAAAAGGCCCAAAGCGCUAAGACUGCUUUUUCCAACACUUGUUGGCUUUACAAGCUGGAGUCGAGUCAGGUCUGCUGUAACACAGGACCUACAGCACUGCACGCCAGACUCCAUUUGGAUAUCUCACAAACUGACGCCGCUCCUCGGAUAACAAGCUAAAGCUUUUGCUGCAGUUCUUUCACAACAAGAUCAACCUUGGGAAUAUUUAGUGGCAACUUCUUUCGGUCUGUGUGCCAAGAUGGGAAACGGACUGUCGGAUCAUCGCUCCCUGCUCCCCUGCCUCCCCUGCUUUCAGGCUCUUCACAUUGUCAUUCUAGGACUGGACUGUGCAGGCAAGACCACUGUACUGUAUCGCCUGCGUUUCAAUGAGUUUGUGAACACUGUCCCGACCAAGGGAUUUAACACAGAGAAGAUCAAAGUGUCUCUUGGAGGCAGCCGUCGGACUGCGUCUUUCCACUUCUGGGAUGUAGGUGGCCAGGAGAAGCUGCGGCCUCUGUGGCGCUCGUACACACGCUGUGCUGAUGGCAUUGUGUUUGUGGUGGACUCGGUGGAUGCCGAGCGCAUCGAAGAAGCCAAGGCAGAGUUGCACAAAAUCACACGGCUGGCAGAGAACCAGGGUGUGCCGGUCCUUGUGGUGGCUAACAAGCAGGACCUGCGGAAUUCUCUUAGUUUGCCUGAGAUGGAGAGCAUGUUGUCUCUAGGUGAGCUCAACACUGCCACACCCUGGCACCUUCAGCCUGCUUGUGCCAUUAUCGGCGAGGGGCUGCAGGAGGGACUGGAGAAGCUCCAUGCCAUGAUCAUGAAGAGGAGAAAGGUGCUGCGGCAGCAAAAGAGGAAGAGAUGAUGUGCUAGUAGAGGAACUAUAAAGUAUGAGCAGAAUCUAAAGCUGCACAAGUACUAUUGUGAGCUGAAUACAACACUGGGUUUAGCUGGAACAAGACACAGUGAUACCCAUUCUGUCAGUUGCCCCUUUUUGGCUGGGUCUGUUCCUUCAACUGAAAUGGCUUAAAGUUAGCCAGUGCUCCCACUGAGGACAGUGCAAUGUAUUCUGAAUGCAAACAGUCAUUCUAAAGUUAGUGCAGCAAUACGCCACGCCGAACUCAAAGAAGGACAAAAAGCUUUUGUUGUGUUUAUUAGUUGAAACAUAUGCUGUACCAACUUAAAAACAAUCAAAUAAGUCUCGAUCAUGUAUAUUCCACCAAAGCUCUAAAAGUUAACAUGAAGUUGAUAAUGACUCACUAAGUACAGAAUCACUACUGACUCCUAGAAACAGCGUCGUGUCAAAAUCGCUACAGUUGAAUAGAAGCUGUUUUUCAAGGGUGCCCCUUUGUGUUCCUGCUGACAUGUCUCGAUGACAUGACAAGCCAAGAGUACAGUUACACUAAUUGAUUUUCAUCAUCUGGUUACUGUUUAAACAUAACAGUAACCAGUUUCUUCACUUGACAGUAGUGUCAAAAGACCAAAAUGUGACUCACGUGAGUUGUUUUCUUAGCAUGAGGCUGCUAGGCUUCCUUGCUUUUCAAUCAACUGCACCAAAAAAGGGCUUUAUAUACUCUCUGAUAUUAGUUUAUAUUACAAAAUGUAGUCAAUAAUUGACGAUAGCUUCAGUGCUCAAAUAUUUAAAGCUAACAACUAUAACUACUGUCAUAAAAACAAAUAUUUUUGGAGUUCAAAACCACAGUGAGAAGUCAGAGUCACACUUGGAGUGAGAUGACAAUCAAUCAGCAUUAUACUUUUUGAUAUGCAAGUGUCAUCUGCAUUGCUGCUAAGAUGUUAGUUUUCAGGUCACCAGCCACAUUUCUUCAUUUAUUAAGUUCUUCAGGGUCAUGUCUCCUUUUAUUGCAGAACAUAGACUGGACCCACAUGCUUUACUUGCAUUGUUGUAAUGUCUAAGCCCGUCCUGUGAUUACUGUGCCACUGUCAGUGCUGCUAACAUUGGAUAAAAACUGUGAUGUUAAACGUCAUCUGAGAAUUUAUUUUCAUGUUCAGUGAGUAGUGAUUGUUUUUUGUUUUGUUUUUUUACUUCCUUUCAUGUUUGGAAUUUUUGUUGUAAGGCAUUAAUAAUACAUUUUUAAAAAGUAAUGCUCAAGUACUUUUUUGGACAUCAAUUAACAUGAUCAGAGUGGAAGCUUCGAAGCUUUUGGGUGUAUGUAACUGUCAAACUGCUGUUCACAGUGCAACGAGAUAAAAGGCUGAGCAGUUCUUACUGAUUAAGUUAAGGAUUCGCACCCACCGGCUUUUGCAUAUGUCUCAGUGCUAUGAAUGUGAGCUUGUUCGGUUAUUCAAAGGUAGCCUAAUGAGGCUUUACAAAUUUACAAUUUGGUAACUUUGUGGGGAAAAAAGAAGCAAACUGAGUGUCAUUGGUUCCAGCUGCACCACAUGUGCUGUUGAAGGUAAAAGUGUUAUCGUGUGUCCUUGUGUGUAAGCAAAUGGGUUGUGUAGCACCAAACUACAGGACUGCAUACUGCAUCCAAAGUCGGGGUGCCCAUGGAUGACCAUGAUGGAAAAUUAUUUGCUAUAAAACACAACUUUGAUUCCACUUCUUCAAAGGAAGGGAAUUGUACAUCAUGUGUUCAGUUAUACUAAUAAAAGUACAUUUGUAAAUCUGUUGGUUAAACAGGGCCGUUAAAAAGUGUUUUCUCCCUUCCUAAUUUUUAUUUUUUUGGCAUGUUUGUCAUACAAAUUUUUCACACAAAGAUGCCCCAAGUAAAUACAAAAUGUAGUGUUAAGUGAUUAUUUAAUUUAUUGAGGCUGGUGGGCUUACUUGCUUUUAUUUGUUACUAAGGGAAAAGCUACCAAAGCCAACAUGCACUGUGUGAAAAAAUAUUAGCCUCCUAAACCUAAUAACUGGUUGUGCCAGCUUUGAGAGCAGGAACUGCGAUCAAGCAUUUGAAGUAAUGUAAUGAGUCUUUGAAACUACUGUGAAGGAAUUUUGGCCCACUUGUCUUUACAGAAUUUUUCAGUUGAGCCGUGUUUGAGGAUUGUCAAGCAUGAACUGCUUUUCAUGGUCAUUCCAGAGCAUCUGGAUCAGUUUUAAGGUCGAACUUUGACAAGGCCAUUUCAAAACAUCCAAAACCUUAAUGUUGGUUUUCUUUGUACCAUUUCGAGGUGGACUUGUUGGUUUGUCUUGGGUCACUGUCCUGCUGGAUAACCCGAGUGCACUUAAGCUUCAGGGCAUGAAUGGAGCUGGAUUUUCUUGUAGAGCAAAAUUCAUGGUUCCAUCAAUUACAGUAAGUUGGCCAGGUCCUGAAACAGCAAAGCACCCCUAGAUCAUCACACCACCACUACAACAUCUGACUUUUAACUUUGUCAUCCACUCCUUUGUGGAUAAUGGCUUUCACCAUGGUUCAAUGAAGUCCCAAAAACUCUACUUUCCAGACUGACUGAUGUCAGCGACUCUGUUUCUAAACUGUUCCUGAGUGUCUUUAGCUCGAGGACAUGCUGUCUUUUGCUUUAUGGGAUCUUUUAGCUACUUCAUUUUAUCAGACUUUGUGAUUUCUUGGUUCAACGGGUCUGGCAGUCAUCAGGUCUGAGUAUAGCUAGUGAAUUUAGACUCAGCUUUUCAAAAACUCUGGUUAAUCACAGUUCAUUCAUGAUUUAAUAAGGGGCGGUAAUUACUUUUUGCGCACAGGGUUCAGAUAGCUUUUUUGCCUUAAUAAAUGAAAUAAUUAAAAAAAAACUAAUAUUGUAUUAACUUUGGAUAUCUUUGCCUAAUAUUAUGAGUAUAAUAUAUAUGUAAGUGUGACAAAUAUGUAAAAUAAAUAAGAAGUCAGGAAGGGGGCAAAUACUUUUAAAUAAAAGUAUAAGUAAAAUAGAAAGUUACUCUCUGAAGCACACGAAAGUCCUAAAUAUCUGUCAUGAUAAUCUGAAAGUGUUUUUAUCUGAACUACGUGCUGGAUGAACACAAAAUUGGCCAUUUAGUAAUCGUUAGUUGGCCGUUUGCAGAAAUGGUCCUGCUAUCUCUUCACUCAGUGCUAAAUGGUUGGUUGGGUGGGGUCUUGUCGGCAGGCAGCCAGACUCUUCUCAGGAAACCGAAGCAAGGAAGGGAGUGGUUCCUCUUACAUUAUCACCAUAUCCUGUUCUCAGCUCUGAAAACUGCAGUUUACACCGUUCACAGUUGGAGCUGACUGGGAAUCAGAUUAGAAGUCCACACAGCUUUCAAACGUCCCACCUCAACCCUGCACCCCUCUCUGCUGCUGAAUAUACACCCUAACAUGGAUGGCCAUGCUUUUAAAGUCUUUUUUUUCUCAGCUGUUUAGAAGACUGGAGGAAUGGCUAUGAAAUAUAUGCUGCUAGCCACUGGUGUUGUUACUGUGCUGUGUGGUCUGGUAAUCUGACCCCUGAGUUAGCUCAAAUUCACAUUAGCUGACCUGAAGUGAUUCAAAACACUGUAAUGGUUUGUAUAUAGUCGGAGACCAGUAUGCCCUCAGUAACAGUCAUCCUCCAGUGUCCUUAGUAGGCAGCCGACUGGAGUAGAUACAAGUAGAAAAGUGGUGGAGUCUCUCUCAACCUCAUUUUGACCUGAUGUCUAAACACACACAUAGAACCUGAUAGAGAAGCUGCAGCCAACAGUGUGUCUUCAUUAAUCCAUCAUUAAUGAAACUCUAGGAUCAAGAAGCCCAGGACUGGUAUGAUUAUGUAGAAAAAAAUAACACCUAAAACCCCUUCAGUAGUGUUUUACUGCCAGCAGGUCACCCUCCAGCCAAAGGGAAAAGGCAGUCUUGACCCGGCACGCCGCUCUACUUUGUGUAAUGGAAAAUACACGGGGGUGCUGGGCAGAUAGCCAUACUGCUGUGGAGGAAGGAAACUGCAGAUGCAUGAAUGACAGCCUACCGACUGUGUUUAAAGUGGACAUGAAACACUACAUGUAAAAAGGCUCAUUUGCACCAUGGAGCCCUGCUCUAAAAAACUGUCAUAGACUCAACACUGUGAAGCUGGAGUUAAGAAAGAAGUAUUUAGAACAUGUUUAGCACCACCAUGUGCCAGAAGAAGAACAUGACAUGACAUGAUAUGUGUCUUAUAUACCCAAAGAUUAUGGUAUUAAUACAUUAAUGCAGUCACUCUUCAUGUAGAUUUAAGUUUACACAGCCCACCAUGGAUCACAAGAGUUUUAAAAGCUCAUCUAUUCUCCUAGUUUACAUACCUUAAGUAUUUGUGUUCUUUUCGGUCAGUAGUGGUUUUUGCCUCAGAACUCUAUCAUACAUGCCAUUUUUACCCAGUUUCUGUCAUAUUGUGAAAUCAUAAACACUGGCCUUAACUGAAGCAAGUGAGGCCGGGAGGUCUUUAGCUGUUGUUCAGGGUCCUUUUGUGACCUCCUAGAUAAGUCGUCAGUGCACUCUUCGAGAAACUUUGGUAGGUUUAACAAUGUCUCCAGUUUCCUCUAUUUGUAGAUAAGGGCUUUAGGUAUGAUUUUACUCCACUGCCAGUGUGUUCGGGAUCAUUGGCAUGCUGAAUAAUAACGCUGUUUCCAAUCAAAUGACUUCCAGAUGGUACUGCGUGAUAUCUGACUGUACUCAGCUGCAUUCACCAUUUGCUGAAAUGUAGUAGAACAAAGAACACACACCAAGAAUACUUAUUCAGUGCUUUUCAAUAAGUAAUCUUAAUAAAGAAGACUGUUGCUACCUCAAAGCACAUUAUGCGCUGUCGGUCCUGCGUGCUGCACAACAACAUUCAAUAUUUAGUAUUUACUGGUGGCGCUGUCACUUGGUGUUCGCUCACUUUGUGGUAGAGUAUCACUUCCUGUUCCUGCUCAAACACAGUGGUGUUUCUGAGUAGCUUUUCUGCUUAGCAAUUUAAUUUAAAUCUUUUGAUACAUCCCUUUUUCAUAGUAUAAUCUUAACGUGCUUCAUCUGAAUCACCCUUUCUGUGUACUCACUACCUAAUUUAUAGCCAAAGUAUUCACUCACUGUCUCUUUACUGUUUCGCUAGCUUAGCUUAGCUCGUAGCCGACUCGUUAGCACCAUGGCUACUUCACCUGUCCCUCCUGCACUUUCCUGCUCAUUGUGUCAGAUGUUUAGUUACUCCUCGGCCUCCUUUAGCAGUAAUGAUACCUGUAACAAAUGUAGCAUAUUUGCAGCUCUGGAGGCCAGGAUUACUGAAUUGGAGACUCGGCUUCGCACCCUUCAUUCACCCGUAGCUAGCCAGGCCCCUGUAGCUGGUGCAGCCGAAGAUAGCGCAGGCCCCGCUAGCUGUUCCCCGGCAGACCCCAAGCAGCUGGGGAAAGAGGGCGGCUGGGUGACGGUGAGGAGGAAGCAUAGUCCUAAACAGAAGCCCCAGGUACACCACCAACCUGUUCAUGUGUCUAACCGUUUUUCCCCACUCGGCGACACACCCGCCGGGGGUCAAACUCUGGUAAUUGGUGAUUCUGUUCUCAGACAUGUGAAGCUAG
This is a messenger RNA of Pelmatolapia mariae (spotted tilapia), 6531 nucleotides long. RefSeq names its product ADP-ribosylation factor-like 4ab (gene arl4ab). Gene Ontology annotation, molecular function: GTP binding; GTPase activity. The coding region runs from base 382 to 987 and encodes 201 amino acids. Lineage: Eukaryota; Metazoa; Chordata; Actinopteri; Cichliformes; Cichlidae. Gene Ontology annotation, biological process: vesicle-mediated transport; intracellular protein transport. The record is from RefSeq and is a predicted model, not a curated record. Gene Ontology annotation, cellular component: cytoplasm; plasma membrane. The transcript has 2 exons.